Messenger RNA from Exophiala oligosperma, 4504 nucleotides. RefSeq lists its product as uncharacterized. The record is from RefSeq and is a predicted model, not a curated record. The coding region runs from base 59 to 4273 and encodes 1404 amino acids. Lineage: Eukaryota; Fungi; Ascomycota; Eurotiomycetes; Chaetothyriales; Herpotrichiellaceae. Gene Ontology annotation, molecular function: protein kinase activity; ATP binding. Gene Ontology annotation, biological process: meiotic sister chromatid cohesion, centromeric; mitotic spindle assembly checkpoint signaling; protein phosphorylation. The transcript is spliced from 2 exons.
GUGUUUCUCAGCCAGUAUAUUAACGACACAGGUUAGCUCAGAGAAGCAUAACACGACAAUGGCCGUGCCUGUGAUUGCAGACAACGACCUGAUUAACUUCGACAUCAUAGAAACACAUAAGGAAAACAUACAGUCAUUACCUGGUGGUCGAUCUGCAAAGCAACUCGCCGCCAUCCUCACACCACGACCGUCGGGCAAACCAGGCUUACAGUCAGAGCCUACAUUGAACGAAACAAAGACACUGAACAAUGCGAUUCGACAGGAAUACGAGAUCGAGCUGCAAUCAAUAGCAGAUGCUGACGAUCCACUGGACAUUUACGACCGAUAUGUGAAAUGGACGCUGAAUUCCUAUCCUUCUGCUCAGGCGACCCCCGAAUCGCAAUUACUGCCUCUUCUCGAACGGGCAACCAAAGCCUUUCUUACCUCUUCACUCUACAAAAAUGACCCACGGUACCUGAAGCUGUGGCUGCACUACAUUCGCUUAUUCUCCGACAGCCCUCGGGAGACAUUUGCGUUCCUUGCCCGACAUGGGAUUGGUGAUGCGCUCGGUCUCUUUUACGAAGAGUUCGCUGCUUGGCUAGAGGGGGCAGGACGAUGGAUGCAGGCAGAUGAAGUGUUCAAACUGGGCAUUGAAAAAGAAGCGAGGCCCACGGAAAGACUGAUACGAAAGUACAGCCAAUUCCAGCAACGAUUUGAGGCGAGACCGCAGGCAGAUAAUGAGCCCAGCUCUCCAGCUCUUCCAACCGUACGACCUGCAUUAGCGGCCAAAAUUGAUCCCUUUGCUUCUGCGCAUAGAAGCGAAGACGCCCAGGCAUCACAGCAGCAACAACAACAACAGAAUGGUGCGGGAGGCCGCCCCACAACCAGUCGUUCUGGCAAGCCUAAAAUGGCUAUUUUCUCUGAUGCCGACAAUGCUGCACCUCCUCCAGCAGCAAUGACAACGAAUGGCUGGGAUAACAUUGGUUCAAUCAAGGAGCGCAAGAAGGAGAACACUAUCGAGGCAAGACCUUGGACUGGCGAAAAGAUGAAAGCUGGAGGUAGAGCAGGGACAGUACCAAAGAUGGAGAUUUUCAAAGACCCGUCUCUACAAACAAUAAACGGCGCAAGGCAACCUGUUCAGCGACCUGGGGAUGUUGUCAAUCCUCGUACAGGCCGAAUAGAGCGAGUCUUUGUCAAUAUCGAAGCCAUCUAUCCCAGCAACGACCAAGAGUUCAGUUUUGAAGAGUUGCGGGCCACGUCGCGAGGGUGGUUCCGCCGAGACUGGCGUCAGCCAGAAGGACCAUCAGAAGGGGCUCCGUUGCAAGCUCUUUCUGGAAAUGAAGCCUCGCCACCAAAGCCAAGGUCCAAAGCCAGCAAAGCUCUGGAGCAGGAAGACAUAGAGAAUUUGAGCGAAUCAUUCCAGCAAAAGGUUGAUCUGAACGAUACUUCUCAGGGCAAUCUCAGUAUUCAUGACGUUUCAACACAAUCCAUGGUCGGGAUGCCAGAAUCGCAGUCCACUUCUCAAUCACAACCACAAAGUCAGAAGCCGAGGGAAAAGAAAUACAAGGUCAGAGAAGUCAAGCAGGAAACACAGACGGUCAAAACACGCCUUCAGUCACCUACAGGCAAGAAACUCAAGAGGAAAAUCACGGCCGAGCCUACGAUGACCUUCCACUCAAAAGCUGCGACCAAUGAGAUAUAUGACAUGUUCAACCAGCCACUUCGUAAGCCAGAGAUAGCGAAGGAAGAUACACAAAGUGGUGAAGAGAUUGAGUUCACUGAAGACGUGGACGAUGGGUACAGCACGACAGGGGACGCCGAGAGCACUGGCACUGGUCGGGAAUUCGGAGCAGACAGUGAAUAUGGCGAGGACACCUUGGCUUCACAAUUUGAUCACACCGAGAGCCAGAGCCAAACACAAAGUCACAGUCAGCCUGACAGUGUUUCUCCUUGGUCAGAUUUCACAGCCAGCAAGCACGUGCCCCGGCUUGAUUCCCGGAAUACUUCAUCUACCAAGCCCAAUCCUUCCUCAAACAAAGCUCACGGCAGGAUGAAGUCAAAGAAUAAACACAGACAUGUAAUGGCUGACGAUGUGACUGAGAGUCUAGAUUCGUCGAGUCAAAACGCAACUCAGACCUCUGGGCUUGGUGGUGACUUUGAUACACAAGCUAUCGCUGCCAUUGCCAACUGCAACUUUGACGACAUGGACACCAAGGCUAUCGCCAUGAUGGCUGGAGAUGUUGACGAUGAAGAGCAGGACGAUCUUGAGAUUCAAGAUCAUCUGCCCGCAUCAUCACACUCUGAGACUGAAGGCGCGGCUGAAGAAGGAGUGGCUGCACAACACCAACAACAAGAAACAAUGGAUGAAGAUGACGACGACAACAGAGACAGCCUCUCGACACCUGUGGAUGAUGUCUUCACGGAGCAUCAUGAAAUCUCUCACAAGCCUCGCUUCAUUCCUCUUCCACCGGAAGAUUAUGAGCCUACCCCGGUGAGACCGUAUCGAGACCCUGCUCUCGUCGCCCAAAACAAGCUGCCAUUCAUGACGCCAAUCGUCGAGAGAACCGAGAGCUCCCUUGCUCCAUCGACCGUGUUCAAUGACCCUGACUACUUCACGUCCAAGACUCCGAGCAGAUCGACCCAUGCUUACGAGAGCCCUUCGCAAGUGCAGAUCGACAAGCUCUUGAUGAGUAGUCCUCAGCAGCAGGACGCCACACCUCCCUCGUCUGCUAAGAGAAAGUACGAACAUACCGGCAUCACGGAAGAGGAGGUUGCGAGUUCUUCUCCACGUCAGAGAAAGGGACCUGGACGAGAUCGGCCCAACUCGAAUGGUCACAUUCCAUUUCCAAUCGCCAAGGCUAGUCCGGCUCCAAUCAAGGAUGAAAAAUCUGUCUUUCAGACUCCUGCUGUCCCAGUCAAGUCCCCGGCGAAAAGCAUCAUUCCACCUACCAUCAAGCACAAGGGUCCAAUUGUAGCUGAUUUGCAAUGCAACCCGUGCGACGACGUCAUCCGACGGCAGGUUCUCACUGCCGUUCAUCCUCCAGUUUCGUCCUACUCCGGAUACUAUGAUCACUCAGCGCAGGCACUCGGUCAGUAUUCUCUGCUGAAAUCCUAUGCUGAGAAGAUCUCGAAGCUCAAAGCUAAAGGCAGUCCACGAAAGAGCCAAGGCAGCAAAGACGCAGCUAUCAAAGCAGUUCCGCCUCUGCUCAAGUUCGCUGGCGCUUCUCGCGUGUAUGCUGUCAAGCGUGAGUUGGGUGCAGGCGCUUUCGCUCCUGUCUACCUCGUCGAAAGCUAUGACCCGAACGACAAUGCGCUCGCCAUCGUCGAUGAUGUGGAAGACAAAGAGAAUUCAAGCCCGAAGAAGCCAAUGGAGUUCACCCGCCAAGGUCUUGAAGCGCUCAAGACUGAAGCUCCUCCUGGUACUUUGGUGUGGGAAUUCCAUAUUCUACGCACUGUUCGUCAACGUCUGGGCCCUGCUGCGCGCACGAUGCAGUCAAUCGUCCUUGCGCAAGAAUGCCAUCUUUUUAGCGACGAGGCGUACAUUGUGCUCGAGUACAGUCCACAAGGAACGUUGCUCGACCUGGUCAACCUUGCCAGAAGUGAGAAUGUGAAAGCUGGCAAACCGGCCGAAGGUCUCGAAGAAGUGCUUGCCAUGUGGUUUGGGGUUGAAUUGCUGCGGAGCCUGGAAGAUCUGCACCAAGUGGGUAUCCUACACGGCGAUCUCAAGGGUGACAAUUGUCUCGUCCGCUUUUCCGGCACCGACGUCACUGGCCCGUAUGACUCUCUUGGUGGAUCCGGCUGGAACGAGAAAGGAUUGAAACUGAUUGACUUUGGUCGUGGCAUCGAUACCAGGAUGUUCAAGGCGGACGCCCAGUUCAUCGCCGACUGGCCCAGCUGUGCCACCGACUGUGCCGAGAUUCGGGAGUGUAAGCCGUGGAAGUGGCAGAUUGAUUACCACGGUGCGGCGGGCGUGAUCCACAGCUUGUUGUUCGGCAAAUACAUCGAAUCGGUCCCUGUCGGCGGCGGUCUCGGUCCGGGACAAAAGAAGGAAUGGAAGCUCAAGGAGAACUUGAAGAGGUAUUGGGAGAAGGAGAUCUGGACAGAGGUGUUUGGCGUGCUGUUGAACCCUGCCACCGUGCAAGACGGUGAGGAGAUGCCGGUUCAACGCAAUCUCAAGCGAGUGAGAACGCGAAUGGAAAAGUGGUUGAGCGAGGAAGGUGAGAGAAGUGGAAGAGAUCUUCGAGGUGCUUUGAGGAAGAUGGAACGACUUGUGGCGGGAAACAAGUCUGCAUGAAGAGGGAAAGAAGAGAAGACGACGAUGACUGAGAGGACAGCAUAUUUCCAACCUUGGCAAUGGAGUUUUUGAUCACUUGGAAAUAUUGCGGAUGCCGGAGACGAACAAAACAAAUGGGUGGUGACAUUAUGUGUGAUCGGAUACUCGUUAUGAGCAAGCAGGGUGUUGGGGGUGUUUUUUUCUUCUCUCUCUUCUUUUCACUGUGUUGCAUGUCGAUGCUGCAUACCUAAG